AUGCCUCCGUCAACGUGGAACACGGCUAAGGCGAAGGUGCAACUUCGACUCUCCGUUCAGCGGCUCCGCAUAGCGCAGCAGAAGAAGGAGGCCCACGCUAAGGGCUCUCGCAGGGACAUCGCCCUUCUCCUGGAGAAGGGCAAGACGGAGAGCGCACGAGUCAAAGUAGAAGCUGUCAUCAACGAAGAUUUGAGCCUUGAAUUAUACGAACUUCUUGAACUUUACUGCGAGUUGCUCGUUGCUCGCUUCGGCCUUCUUGACCAAAAUACUCGAGACCCUGAUCCUGGGAUCAGCGAAGGUGUGUGUAGCAUCAUACAUGCAGCUCCAAGAACCGAAGUGAAAGAAUUAAUGGUUCUACGCGACAUGCUGAUGCACAAGUAUGGGCGCGACUUCUCCAUAGCUGCGAUGGAAAAUCGAAGUAGCUGUGUGAGUGAACGUAUAACGAGGAAACUCAUCAUAGAAACACCCUCGGAAGCACUGGUUGACGCGUAUCUCGGCGAGAUCGCUAAAGCUUAUAGUGUCAAGUGGGCCUCUGCUUCAUCGGUCACUCCUGCGGUACAAGGAAGCAUUGUGGAUGGCCCAUCAGGCAGCGACACCCUGGAAUCGCUUCCGUUGUAUUCCAAGGAAAUUUCGGAUAAAUUGCCGGAUAUUGUAACUGAGGACGAAACUGGGAAGCCCAAGGCAUCAGCAGGAGGAAAAACCUUCCAGAUGGAGCUCUCGAAAGCGGAAUCUGAGGAUGAGUUCGCCGUUCUGGCACGACGCUUUGAGGAAUUAAAGAAGCGCUGA
This is a messenger RNA of Suillus bovinus, 786 nucleotides long. RefSeq names its product DUF292-domain-containing protein. Bases 1 to 786 code for a protein of 261 amino acids. The record is from RefSeq and is a predicted model, not a curated record. Gene Ontology annotation, biological process: protein transport. The transcript is spliced from 8 exons. NCBI's taxonomy places the organism in Eukaryota, Fungi, Basidiomycota, Agaricomycetes, Boletales, Suillaceae.